Molecule: messenger RNA, 377 nt
Organism: Staurois parvus
Lineage: Eukaryota; Metazoa; Chordata; Amphibia; Anura; Ranidae
Source: the annotation of a GenBank genome assembly
CUGGGGGGACCAGAUAUAGUGAAUGCAGGGUCCGGGGAGACCAGAUAUAGUGGAUGCAGGGUCUGGGGGGACCAGAUAUAGUGAGUGCAGGGCCUGGGGAGACCAGAUAUAGUGGAUGCAGGGUCUGGGGGGACCAGAUAUAGUGGAUGCAGGGUCUGGGGAGAGUGGAUAUAGUGACUGCAGGGACCGGAGAGACCAGAUAUAGUGAAUGCAGGGGUCCGGGGAGACCAGAUAUAGUGAAUGCAGGGUCCGGGGAGACCAGAUAUAGUGAAUGCAGGGUCUGGGGAGACCAGAUAUAGUGAAUGCAGGGUCCGGGGAGACCAGAUAUAGUGAAUGCAGGGUCCGGGGAGACCAGAUAUAGUGGAUGCAGGGUCUGG